AGGGGCCGCCGGGGAGCCGUGCGCGGACCUGGCGCUGAUACUUUCACCUUCCCAACGGGCCCCUCCCAGCCCAGCGGCCCGGGGCCGCCCCCCACCCCGCAGGCAGACGAAGCGGGUUAAAUUCCCGCGCCGGGCGGACGCUUAGGAGGCGGGAUCCGGGCAGGCCGGUCCCGGAGACGCGCGGGGCUUUUCCUUCCCGCCGCGGGCAGGGGUCCCCGGGACAGCUCCGUGGGGAGCCGUCCAGGACCCCGCUCCUCCCCCUGCUGCUGGGGCCCGCUCGCCCGGCCCCGCCCGGGGAGCCGAGGGGAGGAGGAAAUCAGCUGCUAUCCCUUUAACAGGCGCUGGCGCUGAGCGGAGUUCAGGCCGGGGUCAGUGGGAGUUCGCAGCCCGGGCUUUACCUUUGCGCCUAGCCGUGCGCCGGCGGCACAUGCUGUCUCCUGCGCUGCGCCCCGGAGCGGCCGCCGGGCCUGGCACGCAGGGCGCAGCGAGCGCCGAGGGAGGCAGCGCCUUGGCAGCACAGCCCGUGGAGCUGGCAUGGGCCGGAGGCGCCGGCUGGCGGCGGGGAGCGCACGGCGGGGACCCAGGGGCUGAGGCCGCUGCUCAGGGGACAUGAGAGUCCGCAGAGACCUCGGCUGGCUGGCGGAAGCGACGGAGCCCCCAGGUGGCGGGGGGAGCCCCAUGCUGGAGGCCAUGGAGAUGCCGAGCCACUCCAGACAGCUGCUCCUGCAACUCAACACGCAGCGGGCCAAGGGCUUCCUGUGCGACGUGAUCAUCGUGGUGCAGAACGCGCUGUUCCGCGCGCACAAGAACAUCCUGGCGGCCAGCAGCGUCUACCUGAAGUCGCUGGUGGUGCACGACAACCUGCUCAACCUGGACCACGAGAUGGUGAGCCCGGGCAUCUUCCGCCUGGUGCUGGACUUCAUCUACACCGGCCGCCUGGGCGAGUGCGAGCCGGGCGAGCAGGGCCUGGGCGCCGUGCUGGCGGCCGCCAGCUACCUGCAGGUGCCGGCCCUGGUGGCUUUGUGCAAGAAGAAGCUGAAGCGGACGGGCAAGUACUGCCACCUGCGAGGCGGCUACAGCCCCUACGGCAAGAUGGCCAGGGGGCUGCGGGCCGCCACCCCCGUCAUCCAGACCUGCUACUCGGCUGCCCCCCGGCCUGUGGACCUGCAGCCUGGAGAGCCCCACAGCACCCAGUGCGGGGAGCUCUAUGCCUCUGCCUCCCAGGGCACCGCCCUGCACCAGCCUGGGCUGUGCCCACCCGAGAGGCACUGCUCCCCCCCCUGCGGCCUGGACCUCUCCAAAAAGAGCCCCACCAGCCCUUCCUCCCAGCUGCUGCCCACAGACAGACUCCACCCGGGGGACAGCAGGGAGCCCUUGCUGCCCCCCAGGCACGACAGCCCCCCGGGCAGCGCUUCCCUGCUGGCCAACCACAGCUCUGCCUACAAAGACCCUCCCCAGGUGGGCGAAGGCGUGAUUCACCCCGCGGAGCGCUUCCGUGGCAGCCCACCCUGUGCCGAGUCCCUUGCCCGGGCCGAAGGCCGCGACUUCCUGUACCGCUGGAUGAAGCACGAGCCCCCGGGCAGCUACCUGGAGGAGUGUGAGGCGGAGAAAGAGCCUGAGCGGGAGGAGAAGGCCGAGUCGCCCCCGCAGUCCCGCUACCCCAGCAUCGAGAGCAACGAGAUGGAGAACGACAACAGCACCAGCGAGGACACGGGCAGCAGCGAGGGCCCAUCCCCCGGGGGCACCCUGGGCCCCUACUGCAGCCACCUGGCCUACGAGCCCGAGAGCCUGGGGGACAACCUGUACGUGUGCAUCCCGUGCGGCAAGGGCUUCCCCAGCUCGGAGCAGCUCAAUGCCCACGUGGAGGCCCACACCGAGGAGGAGCUGUACCACAAGGCGGCCUCGGAGCAGGCCGGCCCCUUCCUAGACAAAGGUGGCCAGAGCCUGGGCGACAUCAUCCGUCCCUACCGCUGCUCCUCCUGCGACAAGGCCUACAAGGACCCAGCCACGCUGCGGCAGCACGAGAAGACGCACUGGCUCACGCGGCCCUACCCCUGCACCAUCUGCGGCAAGAAGUUCACGCAGCGCGGCACCAUGACGCGGCACAUGCGCAGCCACCUGGGCCUCAAGCCCUUUGCUUGCGACGCCUGCGGCAUGCGCUUCACCCGGCAGUACCGGCUCACCGAGCACAUGCGCAUCCACUCGGGCGAGAAGCCCUAUGAGUGCCAGGUGUGCGGCGGCAAGUUCGCCCAGCAGCGCAACCUCAUCAGCCACAUGAAGAUGCACGUGGCCGGGCCCGACGGCAAGGCCAAGCUGGACUUCCCUGAGAGCGUCUUCGCCAUGGCGCGGCUCACGGCCGACCAGCUGGGCCUCAAGCAGGAGAAAGCGGCCGAGCU
This is a messenger RNA of Chrysemys picta bellii (western painted turtle), 2396 nucleotides long. Its product is annotated as HIC ZBTB transcriptional repressor 1. Gene Ontology annotation, molecular function: DNA-binding transcription factor activity, RNA polymerase II-specific; protein binding. Gene Ontology annotation, biological process: regulation of transcription by RNA polymerase II. Lineage: Eukaryota; Metazoa; Chordata; Testudines; Emydidae. Gene Ontology annotation, cellular component: nucleus. The record is from RefSeq and is a predicted model, not a curated record.